Molecule: messenger RNA, 2208 nt
Organism: Trichoderma citrinoviride
Lineage: Eukaryota; Fungi; Ascomycota; Sordariomycetes; Hypocreales; Hypocreaceae
Product: nuclease-like protein
Exons: 5
Coding region: 1-2208 (735 amino acids)
Biological process (GO): DNA recombination; mismatch repair; DNA double-strand break processing
Cellular component (GO): nucleus
Molecular function (GO): DNA binding; 5'-flap endonuclease activity; protein binding
Source: RefSeq, a predicted model, not a curated record
AUGGGUGUAGCAGGGCUUCUACCAAUCCUCAAGUCUAUUCAGAGGCCAACGGAGCUGAAGAAAUACGAGGGCGAGACCCUGGCCGUUGACGGCUACGGAUGGCUGCACCGCGCUGCCUAUUCCUGUGCUGUCGAGCUGGGUCAGGGCAAACCUACCAAAAAGUUCAUCAAUGGGGCUAUGCACCGAGUCAAGAUGCUGAAGCAUUUUGGUGUCACGCCCUACAUGGUAUUUGACGGCGAUUUCCUCCCUAGCAAGGCCGCUACAGAAGCUUCUCGAGCCAAGAAGCGAGAGGAGAAGCUCAAGCUUGCCAACGAGUACCUGAAAGCCGGGAAGCCCUCCCAGGCAGCGCAAGAGUUCCAGAAAUGCAUCGACAUUACUCCUGAAAUGGCGUCCGCCCUGAUUCAGCAGCUGAAAAAGAUGGAUAUCCCCUACGUCGUGGCCCCCUACGAGGCAGAUGCUCAACUUGUCUACCUUGAGCGUCACGGUUUCGUCAGUGGAAUCAUCUCAGACGAUUCGGAUUUGUUGGUCUUCGGGGCAAAGCGACUGCUGACCAAGCUGGACCAGUAUGGAAACUGCAUUGAGAUCAAUCGACGAGAUUUCUGUGCCUGCCGCGAGAUUUCCUUGACUGGUUGGAGCGAUACCGAGUUUCGACGAAUGGCCAUCAUGAGCGGCUGCGAUUAUCUCAAUGGACUCCCAGGUGUAGGGCUCAAAACAGCAUACCGGAUGCUGCGAAAGACCAAAUCUCCCGAACGCAUUGUCCGCUUGCUGCAGUUGGACGGCAAGCGGAUAUCAGAGAACUAUCUAACUCUGUUCUACCAGGCGGAACUCACUUUUCUACACCAGUGGGUAUUCUGCCCUACCAAGAAAGAGUUGGUCCAUCUCACGGAGCUGGACGGGACGCGCACGGCUGAGGAAAUGCCCUUUAUCGGAGCCUACGUCGAGCCGGAGAUGGCUCGCAAGAUCGCAAGUGGCGACGUCAACCCCAUCACGAAGCUGCCGAUCAUUAUGCCGAUUUCGCCUUCCAAGCGGAGGCAUUCUCAGAGUGCUGCAGCCACAGACGCUCCUACUCGCCCGCAAUCCAAGCCCAUCAAUUCAUAUUUCAAUGGUCAUUAUCGGAUACCUAUGGGCGAGAUGGAUGCCAACUGCUUCUCUGUUGACCCUCAGCGAAUUUCGCAAAUUACCGAAGGGGGUGCCAUUCCACGAGUGUUUCCAUUACCGAGGCCAUACAUACCCGGAUCGCAACAGUCGGGGCAGCCCGUAAACGAUGGCGCGGAUAGCCAUGCGCCAACACAGGCCGUUCCACGUACCUCACCUCGUUUGUAUCGACGUCGAACUGAGCCAAUCACGAACCUCUUGGCAAGUGUCUCAGGCAGCCCCGCACCCCAGGCAGAGGCCUCGGUCAGGCCUUCAAAGAAAGCUCGCCUGUGUGACGACUCGCUUGAUGUUGACGUAGAUGGUUCUCCCAAGAAGAGUCGCUUCUUCCCUGCCCAGAAAGCGGCUAGGAGGAGCCCACGGAAGGCCAAGAGCGAUGCGUAUCUGCUGUUAUCGGACGACUCUCUGGAUGAAGCGCUCAGUAACUUGCCUGACAUUGAAGGCUGGGCAUCUGGGCCACCGUCCAAGAGAGUGUCAAUAUUUUCCGAUAAGAAAAAGGAGCUCCCUCCCAGCCAUCCCGGAGGCACUGGCAGUCAACAAGAUUCUACCCGGACGGACACUAGUCAGCUGGAGCGCAGUCAACAGGAGACGAGUCAACCCUCAAAUACAAGCCAGGAAACAGGACUCACUUCUCUAGACGCCAGCCAGCAGGAAACCCUCGAUGUCAUUCCCGAAUCUCCGGUCGAUGCUUCUACGCCUCUUCCAAAAUACUCCAACAUCGAGUGUGUCGCAACAUUCGUCGGUCUUCAGUGCAAAAUCCACAGCGUCCACCGCGCCGUCGACAGCUCGAUCAAGGCAGACGCCCCUGCAACGGAUGAGAGCGUGAACGCUUUGCGGAAAUCUGCAGAUAAGAAGCAGGCGGUCACAGAGCCGGUCGACCCUGCGCUUGUCCCUCUUCCCAAGGUAGACUUGGACGAAAUGGACGCCCUGAAUAAAGCAUGCGGAAGCGAGGACCAAAUUAUUCCCGAUAGCGACGGGGAAGAGGAGGAUGAGGACGCUGAGGAGAUCCAGCUGCCUACCAAAAAGCUCAACCUCGCGCGUUUCGCCUAUUCUUAG